AGAAUUGGAACGGAACCAAACAUAGUGUAACAUCAUCGCCUGCCCGUCCCUUCCCCUUCCACCUCACUCUUCGCUUUCUCCAUCUCUCCCUCAGGUACAGCCGCGCGCCUCCCCCCGAUCUUCCCUCUCCUUAACACGCUGUUAAGGUCGUUGCUGCAUCCGCUACUCCUGGUUGCUUCUUCGCUCUUCUCCGCUGCGUUUUCUUCUCCUCAUCGCUGCUUCCGCUGGUCCAGUCCUUCUGCCGUCUGGUGCUGCUCCUCGCCGCUAGUCCUCGUCCUCAAUCACUCCGCCGCUGCACCUCGCCGCGUCCUCCGUCACUGCAGGAAAAUCUCCAUGAAGACUUGCUAAUUAAAAACCAAAAUGUGUAAAAUACAACUAUUUCAUCCAUCCAUUUAUAUGUUUAAUCCUAACCGUCUGAUCAAAAUCCAUAAAAUCCCUCAACCUGUUCUCCCCGUAUUCCUGAAACCAUCAACCACUGCAACAAUCACAACGUCCAGUAUUGCUACUCGAUUUUCGGGCUCCGGCGAGUUGAACUAGCACCAUCAAUCACCUCAACCAAUUAAAGUAACACUUCUCUACUACGUGGCCUCUAAUUUUUUUUUUCUUCCUUCCUUUGUCUUUGAAGCCUGUUCCUCCAAACCCCUCUCAAAUUUUCCAAUAUUCACUCUUCUAUGGUGGUUCAGGUCCGCUUCUACGUCUCCCUAACUAUGGCAUAGGCCUUCAAAGUUUCAGGUUUUCCCCCAUUUUUCUGAUCUGCUGUGUUCAUUAUAGUUGCCUUCUGCUAUUUAGCUCCUUUGUAUAAACUGAGUGAGCCAGCAACUUGAGCUGCUUCACUCUUUCAAAGGCAAUUCAACUUUAAUGUGUGUAUAUAAUGCUAUCAAUUUGUUGUGCAAAAGAAAUUUCUUCAUGGGUGCAACUGGAUUUUACAAGGUAGCAAGGAGGAACAAAUCAAUCUUGAGCAGCAAAUCUUACUAUUGGACCAUAAGAAGGCUUUUUGGUGAAGGGAAAUUUCAGGAAAGUCAGCCCUUUUUGUGUAGCUUUAUAAAAGAAGAUGGCCUUUUUGAACCUAAAGUCAGUAGGAUACUACUGCAUUACCUGUGUUUGAAGGAUGUUAAUAGUGCUCUUUAUUUUCUCAACAAGAUUAAGGAGAAUGAUGUAGCUAUCACUCUUCCAAUCAGCGCUUUAAGAGCACUUACAAAAAUUGGAUGUGUUUUAACUGCAUACAGACUUGUUGUUGGUGCUAAAGAUGAUCUACCUGUUAUGGAUGUGGUUGAUUAUUCUAUCAUGGUUGAUGGACUUUGCAAGAUUGGACAUCCUAUUAAGGCAUUAAAGCUUUGUACUUUGGCUGAAUUGAAGGGGAUUGUUCUUAAUAUAAUCACUUAUAAUUCUGUUAUAAAUGGGUUGUGCAACCAGGGAUGUUUUGUUGAAGCAUUUCGUCUAUUCGAUUCAUUAGAAAGAAUUGACUUGGCUCCUUCAGAAAUCACUUAUUCAAUACUGAUUGACAAUUUAUGUAAAGAAGGAUGUUUGCAGGAUGCUAAGCAAUUAUUUGAGAGGAUGAUUCUUAGAGGCUAUGAAGCGAAUAUACGUAUCUAUAAUUCAUUUCUUAAUGGUUAUUGCAAUUUUGGUCAGUUUGAAGAGGCCUUGGGGAUUCUGAAAAAUAUUCAAAUAGAACAUCUUGAUCCUGAUGAAUUUACUAUUAGCUCUAUGAUUAAUGGUUAUUGUCAGAAGGGUGACUUAGAGGGCGCUCUAAACUUCUUUAUCGAGUGUAAUCAGAAAGGUACUUCUCCUGAUUUAUUGGGUUUCUUGCAGUUGAUGAGAGGUCUAUGUGCCAAGGGGAGGAUGGAAGAGGCAAGGAGCAUCUUAAGAGAAAUGCUUCAAUCAAAAUCUGUGAUGGAGAUGUUGAACAAAGUCAAUACUGGGGUUGAAACAGAGUCUAUGCAGAGUUUUCUUAUUUUUUUGUGCCAGCAAGGAAGUAUCAAAGAAGCAGUUACUGUACUUAAUGAAGUUGUAUCUAUGUUUUUUCCAGUUCAGAAGUGUGGUCCUUGUGAAUCGCAAAAACUGGAAACACUUCCUGAAUCAGAAGCUUUUAAUAUAUUUGCUUCAAGAACAAUAUCACAAGAGGGAAAUGAGUUUGAUGUUUUAGAUUGUUAUAUAAGGGAAGACGAUAAAAUGGUUGAGAAAAAUGAUGAGUUCGGGAGAUCUGAAAUAGAAUUCUUUGACUCUUACUAUUCCUUAAUCGCUUCACUCUGCUCAAGAGGGAAGAUGUCAGAAGCCAACAGACUAGCAAAGGAGAUACUUUCUUUUGCCUUGUCCUAAUUGGCGCUACUCUCCCUUUAAUGUGGGGCAUGAAUCCAUGCUUUUGCCAUUGAAGUGCAUUUCAACUCAUCAAAGCACUUUGUGGCACUUUUCUUUAUGAGCUUUUAUAAAUGUCACAAAUGAGUUUUGUCAAUGUCCAGUCAAAGAACUCCUUAGAUGCCUAAGGUCCAUUGAUGUCCAGCUGAAAAGGAAUUUCAUAUUGAACAGACUAAGAAUUUGAGAAAUUAAAGGAGCGGGACAGGAGAGUCUACUUUCUACUGGAUGGUAAAAACUAGGAUCACGAAAAGAAGGGGGCAUAAAUAGUGCACAGCUAUUUCCGGCAAAUGAUCAUAUUUGGCUCAGAUUUUCAAUUUUGCAUUUUCUUAUACAGGGACCUCAUGCUAUGUUAAAAAUUAGAGGAACAUAUGAAAAAAAACUGUCAUUUGAUUGGCUAUAUCCCAAGUAAAAGAGGUAGCACGGAAUGAAUUCACACAAAGCGAACAUGCAGAGAGAUUCAAUACUGCCAAUUUUACUCGCUAGUUUCUGAUCCAUUGGCGAGCAGUUCAGAAGUGUGGUCCUUGUGAAGUGCAAGAACCGGAAAUGAGUUUGGUGUUUUAGAUUGUGAUGAAAAAAAGAGGAUAAAAUGGUUGUGAAACAUGAGUUGGGGAGAUCUGAAUGGAAUUCUUUUGACUCUUACUAUUCCUCAAUCGCUUCACUCUUUUCAAGAGGGGAGCUGCCGGAAGCCUGCAGACUAGCAAAGGAGAUUCUUUUGGGUUGUCCUAAAUUGGAGCAUACUUUCCCUUUAAUGUAGGACAUGAGCCCAUGCUUUUGCCAUUGAGGAGCUUUUAUAAACAUCACAUAUGAAGUUUAUCAAUAUUUGGUCAAAGAACUCCUUAGGUUAGCUCAAAAUAGAUGGUGGAUUCCUAAAGUCCAGAGUGGUAUGUUGUAAUAAACACAUCACUGAAUCAAUUGCUUCUUACCUUUUAAUAUUUAUUUCUGUAUAAAAUAUCUAUAAUUUUCAAUGGAUUAACCUUUCUCUUAUAAAUUGAGAAUAGGGCUUGAUUUCA
Molecule: messenger RNA, 3362 nt
Organism: Manihot esculenta (cassava)
Lineage: Eukaryota; Viridiplantae; Streptophyta; Magnoliopsida; Malpighiales; Euphorbiaceae
Product: pentatricopeptide repeat-containing protein At5g57250, mitochondrial
Exons: 6
Coding region: 859-2316 (485 amino acids)
Molecular function (GO): protein binding
Source: RefSeq, a predicted model, not a curated record